CCAGGAUGUUGCAUAAAAUAUCGAGAGGAUGAAAGCUUAAUUUGUUUACAUGUGGAGGUCUUCCCCCACCAUUGUGUGGUUGUUUGUAACCUACAUUUAUAUACACGAUCUCCUUGUGACAUUUACUCCUCAGCUUGUCAUACUAAAAUGGCACUAGAAUUUGGUGGUCAUGGAUUAUCGAUAACCUCAGAAGCAUUCCCUCCAUCACUUGCUGUGAUCGAAGGAGGAGACUUGCUAAAUUUGACAUUUCAUUUGGAUUAUAAUGGGACAGAAGGUGGCUUGUUUGAGAAUUCUUCUGCCUGUCAGUCUCUCAAGAACAGCUCCGUGUUCAUAAAUUUUUUAAUCACAUUGCCGAUUGUGUUUGACAUAGUAAGCCCAACAAACCAGACUAAUCAUUCUGGAGUAGUUAUUACAGAUUUUUCAAACUGUUCUUUCACUCCAUCUUUGGAUGUAAACUCAUCAGAGGUUGCCAAGAUGAACGUGCCUGGAUUUAAUGUGUUAGAAUUUAACGUCUCUUCACAAAAUGUUAGUUGGACGUUAGCCCUCGACGUGCAACUCAAAUUGUUACAUUCAGCUAAAGCUGACAGCUUAUUGAAUAUAACUGCAAAUGUAACUCUUUUGAACGUAUUCAGUCAAGUUAGCAUUGCAACAUAUAGAACAGCAAUUCCUGAAGAUCUUCAGCUCAGGGCAAAUGAUACUUCAUUACCAGAGACACCAGGUGUCACAUUAACAUCAGAAGAGGAAAUAACAUUUGUUGCAAGCUUCCAACUUCCCAGGCUAACAACUUCAAAUCUUAAACUUCAGCUUAUGCUUCCUACAUUCAGAAAUUCAACUCCCAUGAAAUUUCUUAGUGGUUCUGUGUUGAGCUUAUCAGAAGGUGUUGAAUCAAAGUUGCUCCGUGAAGGACUUGGACCCCUCCUGAGUGUCAGUCCUUCUACAUUACUCCUGUUUCCGCUUUCCAAAAAUGUUGCAGAAUUUGCAUUUGGCGACACUGUAAACAUGGCAAAUAAAUCUUCUAACGGGACCAUAACCGUGAAAGUUACUGGUGCCGUGGAGUCUUCACAAGGAGUGUUUAGUCCAGAUGCUGAAGGGAAUGUCAGUUGUAUUCUCAUGUAUGAUUCGCCUAGCGGCAUACAUAAUAAUGCCGAAGAAGCCUUGAUCACUUUGAAGCUUGGUCAACCAUUACUUGAGCAUCAUUUAAAUACCAAAUAUCCUGAGUGUUGCUAUGAGGGGAAAGACAAGAUGGAGCUUCAGUUUGAAGUUAAAAAUCCUAAUAUUUCUACGGCCCCAGCACUGAAUGUCACAAUCGAUAUUUCAGUUCCAUCUGUGGACAUAGAAGUUCAGAGUUUUUCAGCAAUGUUGUGUAGCAAUAUCUCAGUUUCCAAUGUGACUGGGAAUCAAAGUCUGGAGUCAUAUGAGGUCAUAUGUGCAGAUUUGAAAGGAACUAAUAUGUUGACAAAUUCUAGCUCUGGAGUAACAAUAGAGUUAUCAAGGUUCAAUUCAUCUUCUUGGGUGUACGGACACCUGUCCAAUCAAAUCAAACCCUCCGUGACUGCAGGUAGCUACCAUGACAACUUCUUAACCCUGGAAUACACUCGCAAAGGAUGGUUGCCAUUAGAGAGUGUUGAUACACGGAUAAUUGAGAUUAAGCAGGUGAUUCCAUCUGCUCUCUCAGUUGUUAGUAGCAAUGUGCCCCAUCCAACACAAGACUUGAUGGUUGUCACCAUUGGAGAGGAUGUAGUUUUGCAUGCUGCUGUGCUCAUUCCAGUGUCCACAAAUGCCAACUUCACAUUGAAUAUUAAUGGAGCAGGUUUUGAAGGAAUAGCUGGGCAUGUGAUUCAAGUUGGAAGAAAUAUAAAAUCACUUCACGGGCAGAUUAGAGGAACAAAUCUUACUGCCACUGGAGCAAAUGUAGGUGGGAAUCUUGGCACUGUCAUCAAUGUUGGAAACUUUUCCCAGUCAUCUGGUGACAAUGUAAUUGAAUAUCAAGCAACCAUGAGAGCUGUAGAUGUUCUGCAGAAUACAAAUGGAAGAACACAUGCUGUUGUUUCGAGUACAAGUGUCAAUGGAUUUGGUCAACCGUCUUCUUCAUUGCUGUUGAAGAUAAUUGAACCUGACCUUUCUGUCACUGUGAGUGUGGAUCAGACCUCUGAAGUACAGCCGGAUCAUGACCUCACCUUUACUGUACAACUGCAUCAUUCCAAACGGUCAACUUCACCUGCUUUUGGGGUGCUUCUAGAAAUUGCUGCACCUAAAGAGUACUUCAAGAAUGUCCGAAAAUCUGGUACUCCAAGCAGAGGUGAUCUGUCCGUGAAAGCUGGAGACCAGGCCCCUAGUGGAAACCUAAGGUACAAUAAUGUUAACAACAACGUCCUUGUCUAUCAAAUAUCCAAUGAUCUACCCCUUGGACAGAGUGUGUCUUUCCAAUACAAGGCUACAACUGUAAGCAGCCUCUUGCCGAGUAUUUUUGUAUCAUCUCCAGUGUACCUCUCCUAUGUAACAUUACCGCCCAGUCUGGCCCCUCGAGAAGGAAGGAAGUAUGAGGAGAACUCUGAUCAGGGUACAUUCUUGACAUUCCGUCCUGAUCCCUUUGUGACAGUCAGCUUUACCCCCCCUACUGGAUCUUUUGAUGGUGGCGACAGAGUGGAAUAUGACCUCACGCUGGAAAACAUUGAUCCAACAACAACAGCCCAUUCCUUGUCCAUUGUGGUAACCUUUGAAGCACUUGAUACCAGUAGGCUGAGCGUAACAUGCAGCCGAGGAACACCGACAUUUAAUGUCACUACACAAGAGUCGAUACUUUCUAUUUCAUCGCUCGCACCAUCGCAAAACAUCCAAUGCAGUUAUGUAUCAGUUCUUCUAGGUCGCCUCAGUCCCAAGCAGUUGAUAUCUCAAAUGGUGACUGUCGAGUACUAUAGCUCGGAUGUCGGCAAUAGACCUGACAAUUUUGCCAGUUACAAGGAGAAAAAGCUUGCCAAUCUCACCACGAAGUCUAUCAAUUCCACAAUAUUAGCUAGUCAGAACGCGGAGAAGUUACAGGCAGGGGAUCCUGUUAAUUUUACUCUUCAUCUACAACUGCCAGAGUGUGAAACCAAUUUAAGUGUGGUUGUUGAUCUGCCAGCGGUUCCAGCCAAUGUCAUUGAUCUCUCUCGUAAAAGGAGAGAUGUAACAAGAAUGAGGAGUGGCAGUGAAGUGGUUAGACCGAGGUCGCGCGUCAAACGCAAUGCCGGUAUGGUGUAUACCCUUUCUCCUGUUCUGAAUGAAAGCUAUGUGAAGCAUGGAGACGGCUUAACAUUAUCCCAGCUCCCGACUAUAACACCAGUGAAUGGGAAUGAAGCUCUGAAUGUGGCGUUUGGUUCUGUAUUGAAUCUGCCUGGUUCUGGACCCAAUGACACCAUUGAGGUUUUCCUGAAGUUUCGGACUGCAAACAGGCCGCUGGUGUUGAGCGGACGGCCCCUCAGUUUGCUUGCCACGUUGAAGUUUGAUGCUGGAUCAGAUUCUUCCGUUAAAAAGUUUGUUAUUAUCGGACCGCUGCUGAAACCACUUCUGUCGAUUGUGAAAUCUGUGGAGAUAUUGCAAGGAAAUAUGGACUNGGGGGGGGGGGGGGGGGGGGGUAUUAGGGACAGACGCCGUAAAGUGUUUGGUUUCUUUGCUCUUGGUGUUCUUCUUGGCUUGCUGGUCGGUGCCGUGAUCGCCGCCAUCUUGGUCAUUGUUCAAACAGACGAAAGCAUUGUUCCUAUUCUGUCGCUGGACAACGCCUCUCAAACAGAGAAAGAGUUAAAUAGUCCUCUUAAACUUAUUGAAUGCAACAGGCAGUGA
Molecule: messenger RNA, 3819 nt
Organism: Orbicella faveolata
Lineage: Eukaryota; Metazoa; Cnidaria; Anthozoa; Scleractinia; Merulinidae
Biological process (GO): smoothened signaling pathway
Cellular component (GO): ciliary membrane; plasma membrane protein complex
Source: RefSeq, a predicted model, not a curated record